Messenger RNA from Cephus cinctus (wheat stem sawfly), 1225 nucleotides. RefSeq names its product non-structural maintenance of chromosomes element 4 homolog A (gene Nse4). Gene Ontology annotation, cellular component: nucleus; Smc5-Smc6 complex. The coding region runs from base 266 to 1153 and encodes 295 amino acids. The record is from RefSeq and is a predicted model, not a curated record. Lineage: Eukaryota; Metazoa; Arthropoda; Insecta; Hymenoptera; Cephidae. Gene Ontology annotation, biological process: DNA repair. The transcript has 7 exons.
AUCAACUUACUACGAGAAAUAAUUAUACACCGGAAAAAGAGACUUAUUUUAAAUAAUUCAUUUUUAUAGCUUUGCUAUAGGGUUAUUUUUUAAUAUUAACAUAUUAGUUUGAGGUUUUUUAUUGAAAAAAAAAACUUGUUAAAACGUUAUACUUUGGCACGAAUUUUUUCUAACGAUAAUUUUUAAGCUAUCUAUACGAUCUAAGUAUACCAUAGGUAUCUACAUAUACUCCAACAUCAUAUUGGAUUAAAUGAUUUAGAGAAUAAUGGCAAGUCGUAAUGAUAGCACGGAGUCCUUUGCUAAUAGGACCACUCAAGAACGUCGGGAAAUCUUAAGAUCACGUUUAACUACAACACAUUAUCUUGAAGAAACAGCCAGCACCAAUACACUUAAUACUUUAGAAGAUAUUAUGAAAGAUGUGGACAAUCUUAAUUUGGAUACAUCGUUAGAUGAAAAAAUACUUAAUCAGGAAGAAGUUGUCCUGGACUCAGAAUUGAUGCAGGCCUCUUCACAAAUUUUGAAACAUUGUAUAACUUCGAUAACAACAGAAGUUACAUAUAACUUCCUUGAAUAUUGUGAUAAACUUAAAGAAUACAUUGGUUUUACUUCCGACAGUAUUGACAGUAGCAAUGGCUGGUCAGUUUUUGAAGAUGAUGCUGUAAAGUAUUUUAGAAAAGUACCAACAUAUCUGACUCUUCUAGGAGGUCUCGAACCCAUAGAAAAGAAAGUAACAGUAAGAAAAAAGAUUACAAAGGAUUCUGAAGCCAUAACAAAGAGACCACAAAAAAUAGUUGAAUUAGAAAAAGCUGAGGAAGAGAGUGUAGAAAAUACAGUUGAAAAAAUUAAAAGCUUAAUUUAUACAGAGUGUAAACGAACUCUAAAACCUAUUGACUUUUACAAAUUAAUAAUAAAUCCAAUUGACUUUGGGAAGACUGUGGAAAAUAUGCUACACGUAUCAUUUCUUGUAAGGGAUGGUCGUGUGAAGUUAUCAAGAGAUAAUAACGACAGACUGGUAGUUUCAUCGUCAACCAAAGAGAUGCGAGCACAGACAAAACAAGCAAAUAGUACUGUUCAAAACGUAAUGACAUUGACAAUAGAUAAUUGGCGCGCUUUAACAAAAUUAUACAACCUAAAGAAACCUAUGAUAAACUGAAUGAUAAGAAGUUACCAAAACCUCUAAUUAUAAGUAACAGAUAAAUAAAUAUUUUCUAUACUUUCAUAAUAA